AGCACACCUCAAGUUUCAGCGGAGGGAGCAUGAGAGGCGAUGCUUCUACGGCGGCUGGCGUCAUGUCCUGGCGCCGGAACAAUGGUCCAACGGUUUUUCCUGCGACCCAUGUCGAAGAGCGUUCGGCCUUCUCCGGUUACGGGAAGAUUUCGUAGGGAUGCAAGAGAAGACGAAAAAAGAGGAGGGGAAGGGCGCGUCUAUUUGCACAAGAGCAGGGGACAGCACCUGCUUACAAACCCACGUGUCCUCGACGCCAUUGUAACGAAAUCCGGCGUCGGUCCCUCGGACACCGUCCUGGAGAUUGGCCCCGGUACCGGGAACCUGACGCUCAAGCUCCUCGAGAAGGCCAGGCACGUCGUUGCCGUCGAGAUCGACAAGAGGUUGGUUGAGAUCCUCCACAGUCGAGUUGUGGAAUCCGGCCUAGAGGACCGGAUUACGGUAAUAUGUGGGGAUGCGUUGAAGACUCAGUUUCCACAUUUUGAUCUCUGUGUUGCCAACAUUCCCUAUGGUAUUUCUUCACCUUUAAUUUUGAAAAUGCUCUUUGGCACGCACAACUUCCGGAGUGCCACUCUUCUUCUGCAGAAGGAAUUCGCAAAGCGCCUGCUUGCAAAUCCAGGUGACUCAGAGUUUAAUCGCUUGGCAGUGAAUGUCAAGCUGGUGUCUGAUGUUCAAUUCUUGAUGGAUGUUAGCAAGAAGGACUUUGUUCCUUGCCCAAAAGUUGACUCUUCACUUGUGAGAAUCCAACCAAAACAAGAGAUUCCGCUGGUGGACUUGGAAGAGUGGGGGGCAUUCAUUCGUACAUGUUUCAGCAAGAAGAAUAAGACCCUUGGAGCGAUAUUCAAACAGAAGAAGAAGGUGAUUGAACUGAUGAUCCGAUCGAAAAGGGUGGCCAUUACAGGGAGACACAAGGGACUGUGUGUAGAGGAUAGAGGGGUUGCUGACGAUGAUAACAUUGAUCCUGACAUGAGUGACGAUGAAGAAUUGGCGGAAGAAGAUGGUUCUGAUACUACCUGCAAUAAAGAAUCAGCAUUGUUCAAAGACAAGAUUGUGAGUUUAUUGAAUGACAGAGGAUACACGGACAAAAGACCUUCAAAGCUAUCCAAUGAGCAGCUGCUGUCUUUGCUUUCCGCGUUCAAUGAAGUUGGAGUUUAUUUCUGUGGUUAGUAAUUAAUCUUUCGUUGAAGCAUUCGUUCUUUUUGAUGAUAUGGAAUUGAAGUAAAGGGAUCUAGUGCAAUAAAUGGAUUGUUGAAGAUGCAUUUAACACAAAAAUAUUACGUUUGGAUCCAACCUUGGAGAUUUGGCGGUCUAAAAGGAAGACAGUUGUGAAAAGGGCGAGGAUGGUAGUGUAUGAUUGAUAUGAGAUCUUUUUGAGGAUAUAGAAUUGCAGUAAAGGGAUCUAGUGCAAUAAAUGGAUUGUUGAAGAUGCAUUUAACACAAAAAUCUUACGUCAGGAUCCAACCUUGGAGAUUUGGCGAUCUAUAAGGAAGAACUCCGUGCAUGGAUUUGUUUAUGAACGAUCAGGAUUUCUCACCCCUUGGCCAGAUGAAUGAUGAACUCAACUCCCUGAAUGUUUUGGAGCUUAACAAGGUACAUGUGCUCACCAGCUUGCUGUGAUCCAGUAGCCUCUGGUCUCCAUGUUUACGUAAAUCUCACCUAAAAUUUGGAUGCAUGCAAGAAGUCGUAUGUCAGAAUUGUGUCUCUCUGUCUAUGUGCAUCUGCUCUAGACAAGUAAAUUGGUUGGAUCUGGCGUAAUAUAACUACUGCGCCAUACGACUAAUGAAAUGUAGAGUUGCAUAGACUUGAAUGAAGAGACUGUACUACUCAAUUUGAAGGCUCUGAACCAGAUUUCCAAUGGAUUGGAUUGGAGGGUCUUAGACCGAAACCACGAUUCAAGCAUUUCCGAGAUUCAGACUCCUUAACCAAAUUCAACUAAACAGACUCGGAUUCAGGCCGUAUUCAGGCAUGUCCAAUCCAUCCCCUCCAUGUUGUCGACGUCAAAUGAUUCAUUAAUCAACUUCACUAGCUUGGGACUCCGUUCAGUCAAGGUCCAGGGUGUCGACGAUGGUUAUUUUGUUGAACUUGGUCCAUUGUCCAUCGAGGUAAGCUGACUAUUGUUGUAUAAUGAAUUUACAUAAUCUUGAUGAACAAUCAAGCAGGUUUUAGUU
Messenger RNA from Nymphaea colorata (pocket water lily), 2165 nucleotides. Its product is annotated as ribosomal RNA small subunit methyltransferase, mitochondrial. Bases 40 to 1164 code for a protein of 374 amino acids. Gene Ontology annotation, cellular component: mitochondrial matrix. NCBI's taxonomy places the organism in Eukaryota, Viridiplantae, Streptophyta, Magnoliopsida, Nymphaeales, Nymphaeaceae. The transcript is spliced from 2 exons. Gene Ontology annotation, molecular function: rRNA (adenine-N6,N6-)-dimethyltransferase activity. Gene Ontology annotation, biological process: rRNA methylation. The record is from RefSeq and is a predicted model, not a curated record.